This is a messenger RNA of Amborella trichopoda, 1495 nucleotides long. Its product is annotated as protein MRG1. The record is from RefSeq and is a predicted model, not a curated record. Gene Ontology annotation, biological process: regulation of DNA-templated transcription; chromatin organization. Gene Ontology annotation, cellular component: histone acetyltransferase complex; nucleus. NCBI's taxonomy places the organism in Eukaryota, Viridiplantae, Streptophyta, Magnoliopsida, Amborellales, Amborellaceae.
GGGAGGGCGAGCACGCGCAAAAUUUCGGAGAAAUCAAGAGUAAGGGAAAAGUUCUAGCGGGGGUGUGGCGGCAAAGCGAGAAGUCAAAAAGAGGGGAGAAACCCCAUUGCAGAGAGAGAAUGGGAAGCUCGAACACUGGUGGGAAAGAGGAGAGCGCAGAGGGCAGCGGGGAAGAACCUCCCCUUUCAGAGGCGCGUGUCUUCUCCGAAGGUGAAAAGGUCCUCGCUUAUCACGGCCCCCUCAUCUACGAGGCCAAGGUUCAAAGAGCUGAGGUUCGGAAGAAAGAAUGGAAAUACUUCGUUCACUAUCUUGGGUGGAACAAAAACUGGGAUGAAUGGGUCACAGCGGAUCGUUUAUUGAAGAUCAAUGAAGAGAAUGUCCAAAGGCAGCAGGAGUUGUUGAAAAAUAAGAGUACAGAUAAGAAUAUUAAGUUAGGGCGUGCGGCACAAUCUAAACCAAAAAGCUCUACUGAUGCUAAAGUGGAAAAAGAGGACACGAAAACUAAUGUACUACGAGGCAAGAAGCGGAAGAGUGAUUCUGGUGCUGAGGAGAAAGAUGCAGAUUCCCCAGAAAAACAUGUGAAGAUUCAAUUUCCUGCCUCUUUGAAGAAGCAAUUAGUUGAUGACUGGGAGUUUGUUACUCAGCUCGGUAAGCUUGUUAAACUUCCGCGCUCUCCAUCGGUUGAUGAUAUUUUGAAGAGAUAUCUUGACUACCGGUCAAAGAAGGAUGGCAUGAUUGCAGAGUCAGUCGGAGAGAUAUUAAGUGGCUUACGCUGCUAUUUUGAUAAAGCAUUACGACCAAUGCUCUUAUACAAACAAGAGCGCCAACAAUAUCAUGAUUUGGUUCCAGAGAAUAGUAACAUCUCCCCUUCUACCAUCUAUGGUGCUGAGCAUCUUCUUCGCCUCUUUGUGAAGCUUCCUGAAUUAUUGGCCUAUGUCAACUUGGAAGAGGAGGCAGCCACACAAUUGCAGCAGAAACUACAUGAUUUUCUCAAGUUCACGCAAAAGAAUCAGAGUGCAUUCUUCCUAUCCAACUAUGAUGGCCGCCGAGUUUCACAAGAAGAAAGCAAGGAACGAGAUUCCCUUUAAUGACAUAAGGAUCCAUCCAACUUAUCGCAUCUUUAUCUCCCGUGCAUUUGUGCAUUUUAUCCACAGAAUACAAACGUUUUGGGUACCCAACCUUCUCAUUGCAUACGAGGGCUUAACAAACUGUUCUCCAAGCAAAAGUCAAAAGGCAUCCCUUGUUUCUCAUAUUGAACUUAUGGCAUUACAUCUUUGUAUCCUUUCUGUCGCUUGUCCAAGGCAUCCCAUGAAUUAUAUCACACAAGCUUUUAUAGAAGCUGAAGCUGUCAAGAUUCCUCAGGAACCCACAUGAAUGGGACGUUCAUAAGUUGAUUAGCUCUGUUAAUGAUAUAUGGAGUACUUUUCGAAGUCGGACAGUUUGUCGAAACAAAUAUAGGUCACCAAAUUGAAUCAGAGAUGGAAUUCCUCUACCC